Nymphalis io (European peacock) is the source of this 747-nucleotide messenger RNA. Its product is annotated as prefoldin subunit 1. NCBI's taxonomy places the organism in Eukaryota, Metazoa, Arthropoda, Insecta, Lepidoptera, Nymphalidae. Gene Ontology annotation, biological process: protein folding. The transcript has a single exon. Gene Ontology annotation, molecular function: protein folding chaperone. Gene Ontology annotation, cellular component: prefoldin complex; cytoplasm. The coding region runs from base 98 to 484 and encodes 128 amino acids. The record is from RefSeq and is a predicted model, not a curated record.
CUUGUGAAUUGUCAAAAAAAACAAAAUUAUACAUAACCUUACGCCCAACAUUUCACAUUCAGUUACAGAAUCGAUACGCUCCUCUAAAGUUAAAAAUAUGUCUAAGCCUGUGGAUCUGGAAUUAAAAAAAGCGUUCGUGGAGUUGCAAGUCAAAAUGGUCGAGACUAGUAAGAAAAUACACGUAAUAGACAGCCAAAUCGGAGUAUUGAAAAGAGUUUUGCAUUAUGCAGAUGUCACUCAGCGAGAAAUCAGUACCUUACCACCUGAAACUAAAACUUACGAAUCGGUGGGAAGAAUGUUUCUUUUAACAGAUUUAGAUGAAAUUAAAAGUAAUCUAAAGAAUAGAAUAUCACUUUUAACAACACGUACUUCCGAUUUAGAGAACAAUAAACAGUAUUUAGAGAAAAAUCUCAGAGAAAGCGAAGACAACAUCAGAGAAAUGGUACAACAGCGAAAAGAACAAAAUGAAAUGAAGUCCACUUAAUAUUAUUAAAUUUUUUCUUCCUUUUAAGCUACUUGUAAUAGUAAUUAUCAAUAUCAUUUAAUGGAAUAAUCUUCGCUUUAUAUUAAAACUUUAAAAUAUUUGACAUGAACAUUUUUAAAGGUUUUCUAUAAAAUGACUAAUAACUUUAUAUAAUUGUAAUUUUAAGUUCUGGUGAUGUUAAAAUCUUAUAUUAUUCAUUAUUAUUUUAUCACCUCAUAAUAAAAUACAUUGCAUUAUGAAAAUGAUAUUUCAAUGGAAUUACU